Coregonus clupeaformis (lake whitefish) is the source of this 8647-nucleotide messenger RNA. RefSeq lists its product as uncharacterized. Gene Ontology annotation, biological process: regulation of transcription by RNA polymerase II. The record is from RefSeq and is a predicted model, not a curated record. Gene Ontology annotation, molecular function: RNA polymerase II transcription regulatory region sequence-specific DNA binding; DNA-binding transcription factor activity, RNA polymerase II-specific. The coding region runs from base 103 to 7842 and encodes 2579 amino acids. Lineage: Eukaryota; Metazoa; Chordata; Actinopteri; Salmoniformes; Salmonidae. Gene Ontology annotation, cellular component: nucleus. The transcript is spliced from 12 exons.
GAUGCACUGAGCUGUGGGUCUAAUGCCGUAAACAAGAUUUUCACGGACAUAUCUGUCGAGAGCCACUCUUUUUGGUCUAGCUAAUGUUUGCGAAACAACAAAAUGCAAACGCUCCGGGAGGAAAAGGGUCCUCCUCUUCCUCUGUCGUCUCUGCGUCUUUUUGUUCCUCCGCUGCGGCUGGUGUGUGCUGCUCUGUGGCAGGUUGUAGAGCGGAGAGACGUCAUGGACUAUGGGCUGCUGGAAGAGUUUGCCACCAGCGUGUUGGAAAUAGUCCCUGAUCUGAUGACUUACAGAGAGAGGGUCCAACUCCUCAUGGGACUGAGAGCACGGCUGGUUCUGGAGUUGUGUCGCUGUGAUGAUGAGUUGUGUCGCCCUGACACCGUCCAGCCACACCUGAACAGGAUAAGGAACUGUGUCUCCAAUCAGAAGGGAGAGGUUUCAGAUCCAAAGGUGGAAGCAUCAGAGGCCAGCUUCAUGAAGCUGAUUGAAACCCUGCUGGAGCAGCCAGAGGAGAGGGAACUCUUCUUCCAGAAUGUUUUUCCAGAGGAGUAUGGCCCCAAGUAUGACUCAACACUGCAGAUUCUUAUGUGGGAGUUCCUGUCCAGACUGGAGAAACUGAUUCCUGCUCCAAACCUUAAACAGACUGCAUCGUGGCUUAGCCUUGCCCCUGCUCUCUUAGAGGAGUGUGUGCAGUCUGUGGCUCACCCUGAGCCAUUACAGGCAGUCCUCCGUCACCAUAAAAAUGGACAUCACUUAGACACCAAUGCUCUAAGGUCCACUGGUGGUGACUACAUCCUCUCUUCACUGUCUUUCCCUUCCUCUGUGAAGGAAGAAAUUGCCUCUUACCAAGCAGGCCCAGAGAAACCGUCCUAUCCCACCAUGCAGGGAUAUCAAACCCUUUUCCCAUGUGAUGAACCAGGGAUGAGCUGGGACUGCAGAAUGGCAGAUUGUAGGGUCUGGACUGUAAAUCAACCAGCUGUUUCUGCUUCUGUGGAGGUAGAGGUCAAGACUAUAGAGGAUGCCACUGAGAUAACCGUUAAACGCAAGACAAUAAACAAAGAGAUGAUCAAAGAGACCAGGAGAGAUAAAGCUGUUCUCUGCCCUCAGACCCGCAGCGGGCUGAAAACCAGCCGCUUGACCGCUUCCUGUCUGCGCCGUCAACCCGUACUGCGGUUGAACAGGCUUGACAUUAGCAAUAUGCCGUUACCCAAGUCCUUGCUAACACUGAUUCUAAGGAGAGGGAGACUGCAGGCUGAGACAAGACGCCCAGGACCGAAAGGAAUUGACAGAAAGAAAAAACGGAGAAGAGGUCGUGGUAUUACAAAUGAGAAGAUUGAAAUGCACACACUUGACAUAAGCGAUAUGCCGCUACCCAAAUCAGCGCUAACACUGACGCUAAAGAGAGGGGUACUGCUGGAUGAGCCGACGAGUUCCCAAGUACAGAAAAAAAGAGGCAGAAAGAAAGGAAAGAAAAUAGGACCUGGUACCACCAGAUUAAAGAUCGAGAAGAUUGGAGCACACACGCUUGACAUUAGCGAUAUGCCAUUACCCAAGCCCUCACUAAAACUGAUUAUAAGGAGAGGGAAACUGCCGGCGGAGGCAACGGGUUCUCAAGGGGGGAAAAAAAGGGGCAGAAAGAAAAAAUGGAGAAGAGGAUGUGGUGUCAAAAAUGAGGGUGUGAAAAGAGAGCGGUCACCUGAAACUGAGGAAGAAGCUGAACCAUCAGAUAAUGAACUUUGGACCACUGUCAAUACAGGGGUCACUCUCAAUGAAAGGGCCACUGACGAUGAAUCUGGUGGAGUCCAUGCUUCUCUUCAUUGCCCAUCAUCUCAUAAGAGGGAGGAGGAACAGCCCAUACAGACCUUUCACUCAGAGGAGCACAGUGGUCAUAUGGCCGAAGGGCAGAACAGAGAAGAACUCCCAGAGAUGGUACCUCAGGACUCACUAACUCCUGAGCCAUCCAACACCUCUCACAAAAUUCACUCAGAGGAGCACAGUGUUCAGAUGGCCGAAGCGCAGAACAGAGAAGAACUCCCAGAGAUGGUACCUCAGGACUCACUAACACCUGAGCCACCCAACACCUCUCACAAAAUUCACUCAGAGGAGCACAGUGUUCAGUUGGCCGAAGCGCAGAACAGAGAAGAACUCCCAGAGAUGGUACCUCAAGACUCACUAACACCUGAGCCACCCAACACCUCUCACAAAAUUAACUCAGAGGAGCACAGUGUUCAGUUGGCCGAAGCGCAGAACAGAGAAGAACUCCCAGAGAUGGUACCUCAAGACUCACUAACACCUGAGCCACCCAACACCUCUCACAAAAUUCACUCAGAGGAGCACAGUGUUCAGUUGGCCGAAGCGCAGAACAGAGAAGAACUCCCAGAGAUGGUACCUCAGGACUCACUAACACCUGAGCCACCCAACACCUCUCACAAAAUUAACUCAGAGGAGCACAGUGGUCAUAUGUUCGAAGCGCAGAACAGAGAAGAACUCCCAGAGAUGGUACCUCAGGAUUUACUAACUCCUGAGCCAUCCAACACCUCUCACAAAAUUCACUCAGAGGAGCACAGUGUUCAGAUGGCCGAAGCGCAGAACAGAGAAGAACUCUCAGAGAUGGUACCUCAGGACUCACUAACACCUGAGCCAUCCAACACCUCUCACAAAAUUAAUUCAGAUGAGCACAGUGGUCAUAUGGCCAAAGGGCAGAACGUAGAAAUUAUUUUAGAGAGUGUACCUAAUGAUUUACUAACUGAGAUUGUACUUCAGGACUCAUUAACUCCUGAGCCAUCCAACAGCUCGCACAAAAGAAGCCAACGCGUCAAAGCAUGCUCUUUCUGUGGCAAGACUUUCACUGACACACUGGGCUUGACAAGACACAUGCGAUCUCACAUUGAGCAGAGGUCACACCAAUGCACCCAGUGUGGGCAAGACUAUGAGUCCAGUGAGGACUUAGAGGAACAUCAGAAGAGUAGCUGUGAGGAGAAGAUAAAAAAAGACAGUGGUGGGGAAACUGUCCAGCAAAAAACAGAUCUGAAAAGAGACAAAAAACCUGAUCUGAAAGCAGACAAUAAACCUGACCUGAAAGGACAAACAAAAGGCCGCGCCAUAAAGUGCCAUGUGUGCGGGAAAAUAACUACUCGUAUGCUGGGUUUGCGAAGGCACCUUCUACUUCACUUCAACAAUGGCGCAUACAAAUGCCCUGUGUGUCCAACAACUUUUAUAACAAAUGCUGAUUUGAGAUCGCACCUGAGAUUGAAAAGAUCUUGUAGGGAGAAAUGUUCUGAUGAAGUAAUUAAUACCAAGGUCCAUCUCCAAUCCAACCCUGGUGAGUACAAGUGUCCUUACUGUGGGGACACUUUCCAGCUACCACAUGAUCUGAAAGGACACACAAAAGACUGUUCCAGAAAGUGUCAUGUGUGUGGGAAAACAACUUUGAAGCCAUGCGGCAUGCGAAGGCACAUGUUAAGACACACCAACAAUGGCCCCUACAAGUGCCCAGUGUGUCCAAGGACUUUUAUAUCCCAUACUGAUUUGAAGAUGCACCUGAAAAAAAAUAAACAAUGUAGGGAGAAAUGUUCUGAUGUGAUGGUGAAGGAAUUACUGUCAUCAAUAGAUGGUAGAUGUGGGAAAAAUGAAACAGGAGUCAUAAGCUGCCAACAACCAAGCUCCAGCAACGCAGGCGGGCCUUCGAAGAGUAUUGAAAAGUUAUUUGAACAGUUCUCUUAUGACUUUCAGCAAUCUGAUAACAGCAGGAGUAGUGACGUGAACCUGAAUAGCCUUGAUGAAGACUACAGUCAGUCUACAGUCAGUCAAUACCAACCCAUGAAGGAUGUUGACCUGAAUAUCCUCCAUGACGACUACAGUCAGGAGAUCAGUCAAAACCAACCCAUUACGGAUGUUGACUUGAAUUGCCUCCAUGAAGCCUCCAUGAUGACCACUGAAAACUACAGUGAUGAGAUCAGUCAAUACCAACCCAUGAAGGACGUUGACCCAGAGAAGGACAGAAAGUCUGUGAAUGAUUCAGGGGUAAAUGAGAUGCCCAAUGACAAAGAACCAAUCUCAACCAACGGCUUAACAGGGAAGCAGGUGUCCCAGACUGACCCAAGGCCUCUCCAGGAUUCUCAACCAGAGACGAGCGGAGAAGUGAAGACCGAGAUACAGAGCGGGAAACUGCAUGCUGAGGCCACGGGUUCCCACGGACAGAAAAGAAGAGGCAGAAAGAGAAAACAGAAAAGAGGACAUGGUGACAAAAAUGAGAAGACCGAAACAAAGGGUGUGAAAAGAGAGCGGUCACCUGAAACUGAGGAAGAUGCCAAACCGCCAGAUAAUAAACUUUGGACCACUGUCAUUAAAAGGACCACUGUCAGUGAUUCUGGUGGAGUCUCAGAGAGUGUACCUCAGGACUCAAUAACUCCUGAGCUAUCCAACACCACUCACAAAAGAAGCCAAAGAGUCAAAGCAUGCUCUUUCUGUCGCAAGACUUUCACUGAAACACUGGGCUUGACAAGACACAUGCGAUCUCACAUUGAGCAGAGGUCACACCAAUGCACCCAGUGUGGGCAAGACUUUGAAUUCAGUGAGGACUUAGAGGAACACCAGAAGAGUAGCUGUGAGGAGAACAAGAGUGGUGAUGACUACUGUGGGGAAACUGUCCAGCAAAAAAAUUAUCUGAAAAAAACACCUGAUCUGAAAAGAGACAAAAAGCCUGAUCUGAAAGGACACACAAAAGAUGGCUCCAUAAAGUGCCAUGUGUGCGGGAAAAUAACUACUCGUAUUGUAAGUUUGCAAAGGCACCUUCUACUUCACUUCAACAAUGGCGCAUACAAGUGCCCUGUGUGUCCAAAGACUUUUAUAUUAAAUUGUGAUUUGAGAUCGCACCUGAAAUUGAAAAGAUCAUGUGGGAAGAAAUGUUCUGAUAAAGUAAUUAUAACCAGGCUCCACCUCAAAUCCAACCCUGGAGAUUACAAGUGUCCUUACUGUGGGGACACUUUCCAGCUACCAUAUGAUCUGAAAGGACACACAAAAGACUGUUCCAGAAAGUCCCAUGUGUGUGGGAAAACAACUUCUCGAAUGAUGGAAAUGCGAAGGCACAUGUUAAAACACAAAAACAAUGGCCCCAUCAAGUGCCCAGUGUGCCCAAAGACUUUUGUAUACCAUACUAAUUUGAAGAAGCACCUGAAAACGAAAAAACUUUGUAGGGAGAAAUGUUCUGAUAAGAUGGUGAAGGACAAUGCUGAUUUGAAAUUGCCCCGAAGAUUGAAAAGGUCUUAUAGUAAGAAAUGUUCUGAUAAAGUAAUUACAACCAAGCUCCACCUCAAAUCUAACCCUGGGGAUUACAAGUGUCCUUACUGUGGGGACACAUUCCAGCUACCACGUGAUCUGAAAGGACACACAAAAGACUGUUCCAGAAAGUGCCAUGUGUGUGGGAAAAUAACUUCAACGGCACGUGGCAUGCGAAGGCACAUGUUAAGACACAACAACAAUGGCACCUACAAGUGCCCAGUGUGUCCAAGGACUUUUAUAUACCAUCCUGAUUUGAAGAAACACCUGAAACUGAAAAAACGUUGUAGAGCGAAAUGUUCUGAUGUGAUGAUGAAAGAAUUACUGUCUUCAGGAUAUGGUAGAUGUAGGAAAAUGUUAAAUGAAACCAGAGUCAUCACAAGCUGCCAACAACCAAACUCCAGCAACACAGGUGGGCCUUCAAAGAGCAUUGAAGAGCUCUCUCAUGACUCGCAGCAAUCCGAGAAUAGCAUGAGUAGUGAUAUGAACCUUAUUAGCCUCGAAGAAGACCACAGUGACGAGAUCAGUCAAUACCAACCCAUUAAGGACGUUGACUUGAAUAGACUCCAUGAAGACUUCAGUGACGAGAUCAGUCAAUACCAACCCAUUAAGGACAUUAACCAAUCCAACCCUGGUGAGUACAAGUGUCCUUACUGUGGGGACACUUUCCAGCUCCCAGAUGAUCUGAAAGGACACACAAAAGACUGUUCCAGAAAGUGCCAUGUGUGUGGGAAGAUAUCCUCAAAGGCAUGUGACAUGCGAAGGCACAUGUUAAAACAUGACAACAAUGGCCCCAUCAAGUGCCCGGUGUGUCCAAAGACGUUUAUAUUCCAUACUGAUUUGAAAACACACCUGAAAACGAAAAAACUUUGUAGGGAGAAAUAUUCUGAUGUGAUGGCGACGGAAUUACCUUCUUCAGUAGAUGGUAGAUGUAGGACAAAUGUCAAUGAAACAGGAGUUAUGACAAGGUGUGAACAACCAAGCUCCAGCAACACAGGUGGGCCUUCGAAGAGUGGGCCUGUGUUGGGUUUGAAGAGCUUUGACGAGUUCUUUGAAGAGCUCUCUAAUGACUCCGAUAUCAGCAUGAGUAGUGAGGUGAACAUGAAUAGCCUCUAUGAAGACUUCAGUCAGGAGAUCAGUCAAUACCAACCCAUUAAGGACGUUGGCCAAUCCAACCCUGGUGAGUACAAGUGUCCUUACUGUGGGGAGACCUUCCAGCUACCACGUGAUCUGAAAAGACACAAAAAAGACUGUUCCAGAAAGUGCCAUGUGUGUGGGAAAACAACUUCGACGGCAUGUGGCAUGCGAAGGCACAUGUUAAAACACUACAAUGGCCCCAUCAACUGCCCGGUGUGUCCAACGACUUUUGUAUACCAUACUGAUUUGAAGAAGCACCUGAAAACAAAAAAACUUUGUAGGGAGAAAUGUUCUGAUGUGAUGGCGAAGGAAUUACUGUCUUCAGUAGAUGGUAGAUGUAGGACAAAUGUCAAUGAAACAGGAGAAGGGGCAAGUUGUCAACAACCAAGCUCCAGCGACACAGGUGGGCCUUCAAAGAGCAUUGAAGAGUUCUCUCAUGACACGCAGCAAUCCGAUAACAGCAUGAGUAGUGAUGUGAACCUGAAUAGCCUCCAUGAAGACAACAGUCAGGAGAUCAGUCAAUACCAACCCAUUAAGGACAUUGACCAAUCCAACCCUGGUGAGUACAAGUGUCCUUACUGUGGGGACACUUUCCAGCAACCAGAUGAUCUGAAAGGACACACAAAAGACUGUUCCAGAAAGUGCCAGGUGUGUGGGAAAAUAUCCUCGAAGGCAUGUGACAUGCGAAGGCACAUGUUAAAACACUACAACAAUGGCCCCAUCAAGUGCCUGGUGUGUCCAAAGACUUUUAUAUUCCAUACUGAUUUGAAGACGCACCUGAAAACGAAAAAACUUUGUAGGGAGAAAUGUUCUGAUGAGAUGGCGAAGGAAUUACUUUCUUCAGUAGAUGGUAUAUGUAGAAAAACUGUGAAUGAAACAGGAGUCAUGACAAGGUGCCAACAACCAAGCUCCAGCAACACAGGUGGGCCUUCGAAGAGUGGGCCUGUGUUGGGUUUGAAGAGCUUUGAAGAGUUCUUUGAAGAGCUCUCUAAUGACUCCGAUAUCAGCAUGAGUAGUGAUGUGAACCUGAACAGCCUACAUGAAGACUACAGUCAGGAGAUCAGUCAAUACCAACCCAUGAAGGAUGUUGACUUGAAUAUCCUCCAUGAAGACUACAGUCAGGAGAUCAGUCAAUACCACCCCAUGAAGGAUACUGACCUGAAUAGCCUACAUGAAGACUACAGUCAGGAGAUCGGUCAAUAUCAACCCAUGAAGGACGUUGACCUGAAUAGCCUCCAUGAAGUCUAUAGUGACGAUAUCAGUCAAUACCAACCUGUUAAGGACAUUGACCCAAAAGAGGACAGAAUGUCUGUGAAUGAUUCAGGGGUAAAUGAGAUGCCCAAUGACAAAGAACCAAACUCAACCAACGGCUUAACAGGGAAGCAGGUGUCCCAGACUGACCCAAGGCCUCUCCAGGACUCAAUCUGAGCCGAGCAGAGAAGCGAAGAACGAGAUACAGGUUAUACCGGUAUUGACAAUACAUACAACAAUACUAAAAGCCCUGCAAUUUGAGGUUUUAAGAAAAUGAUGAACAGCAACAACUUCUCUAUAUUUCUUUGUUUUUUUUGUAGAUGUUGUUAUUGAUUAGGUUAGGUAUUUAGAGAUGAUAGACAAGAUUCCCACUAGUAAUUACCAGUUGGAGGGGCAUUCAAGUGGAUCUUUCCCAGUCGUAUGUUGGUAUUUACGAAUUUACGAGAUGUUAUGAACGCAGCAUAACCCCAGUGAAAAGUCAGGUGUCUCAGGGGGCGGAGUCUCUCAAGGAGAGUUUUGAGGUAUCCCCAGUUUGUGAAGCUACUCAUGUUCAUAAGAGUGCUGAUGGCAAACCAGAUGGGGAGAAAUAUGAUUUGUGUGGGGACUUAGAGGAAACAUUCUUUGCCAAACUAGAUGGUGGUUCAGGUAAUGGUUCUCCAUAGUGAGAAAGUUUGUGUCUCUAGCAGAGAACUUCUGGGCAGAGAUAUACAGUGCUGUGAAAAAGUGUUUGCCACCUUUAGCUGCAAUGACUCCAACCAAACGUUUCUUGUAGUUGUUGAUCAGUCUCAUGUCGCGGUGGAUGAAUUUUUGCCCACUCUUCCAUGCAGAACUACUGCUCAUUUCAAGUCCUGCCACAACAUCUCAAUUGGGGUUAGGUCUGGACUUUGACCAGGCCAUUGUAAAACUUCAAAUGUGUGGCUUUUUAGCCAUUUUCAUGUAGACUUGAUUGUGUUUUGGAUCAUUGUCUUACUGCAUGACCCAG